AUGCUAGUCGAAGACCACUACCUAGAAACAAUUGGUUCUCUGAAAUUAGCAAAGGAAGCAUGGGAGAAGCUCAAAAAGAUUAACUGCAACAACGCCCUACUCAACACUAUAUCCAAGAUGAGAGACUUAGUAAAUAUCAAGAAAGAUGACGAUAUGACUAUGUAUGAGUAUGUGAUGAAAAUACUUGCUGCCAACAGAGUAGAGCAAGGGGGUUUCAACUUUGAUGAUAAGACAGUUGCUGGUUUCAUGUUUCUCAGACUACCUUUGGAGAAGUAUGAAGGCCUCAUUAGAAGUCUAGAAAGAGAUGAAGACAGAUUAACUACAGAAACUGUCAUCAACAGAUUAGAAUUAGAAGAGAAGCAUCUGGAACCAGAUUUCAAGUCUACUAAGUGCCAAGAAGAAGCCAAAGCAUAUGCAGCAGUAGGCAGAACAGACCACAUCUCCAGGGAGUGUCCACAUUUCCAAGGAAAACAAGCAGGGGCUCCACCAAUCAAACAGAUUUAUACCAAGAAAUCAGCAUACAGGGCAAAUGGAUGCAAGCUCAACAGUUUUAAAAACGUUCCAAACAGUGAAGUUCCAUCAAGUGCAACUGAAAAAGAAGAUGAAGAAAUAGUGGCUAUGACAGUGACCAAAUGUGGAGAAGAUGCUGAUGAAAAGGUGUGGGUUUUGGAUUCAGGAGCAUCACAUCAUAUGACUAGUCACCAAGAGAUACUACAGGAUUUAGAGAUGGGUAUCUUUGGAGAAGUGAAACUGGCUGAUGGGAAAGUUACUGAAGUGACUGGUAAGCAGCAGCAGAAUCAUGUGGUGGUGAAUCCAUCUGAUCCAACAUCAGUAGAAGAAGCUUUAGCUUCAAUUCACAGAGACGAAUGGCAUAAAGCCAUGGAGUCAGAGGGAGAUUGA
This is a messenger RNA of Schistocerca piceifrons (Central American locust), 900 nucleotides long. RefSeq lists its product as uncharacterized. Lineage: Eukaryota; Metazoa; Arthropoda; Insecta; Orthoptera; Acrididae. The record is from RefSeq and is a predicted model, not a curated record. Bases 1 to 900 code for a protein of 299 amino acids. The transcript is spliced from 4 exons.